AUACUGCUUCAUUAUUUUUUAGGGCCGGUGUACUCGAGAGAACUGCAAAUAUCUUCACCCUCCCCCGCACUUAAAAACACAGCUCGAAAUAAAUGGACGCAACAAUCUGAUCCAGCAAAAGACCGCGGCAGCCAUGUUUGCACAGCAGAUGCAGUUCAUGUUACCCGGCGCUCAACUACAGCCAAUUACUACGUUUCCUGUGACUCCAUCACUUGCAACUAGUCCCACCAUGGCUUUUAGUCCCUACCUAAGUCAUGUUUCUCCUGGGAUGGGCUUGGUUCCUGCAGAACUUUUACCAAAUACGCCUGUCUUGGUUUCCGGGAAUCCUACUGUUACAGUACCGGGAGGCUCUGUUGCUCAGAAACUGAUGCGUACAGAUAAACUGGAGGUUUGCCGAGAGUUUCAGCGUGGAAAUUGCACUCGUGGUGAGAAUGAUUGCCGUUACGCUCACCCCAUAGAUAUUGCAAUGAUAGACACAAACGAAAACACUGUUACAGUUUGCAUGGAUUACAUCAAAGGCCGAUGCUCUAGGGAGAAAUGCAAGUACUUUCAUCCCCCUGCACACCUGCAAGCCAAAAUCAAGGCAGCUCAACACCAGGUGAACCAGACAGCUGCAACUGCAAUGACUCAGCCAGCUGUCAGAUCACUGAAGCGACCCCUCGAGGCAACCUUUGACCUGGCCCUGCCGCCUGGUGCACUUCAACCUUUACCAAAGAGGCCAGCACUUGAAAAAAACAAUGGUGCCACCACAGUCUUUAACCCAAGCGUUUUCCACUACCAACAGGCUCUAGCUAACAUGCAGUUGCAACAGCCUACAUUUAUCCCUACAGGGUCAGUACUGUGCAUGACACCCACUGCAAGCGUUGUGCCCAUGAUGCACGGUGCUACGCCCACCACUGUGUCUGCAGCAACAACACCUGCCACCAGCGUCCCCUUCGCUGCAACAGCUACAGCCAAUCAGAUAUCCCAGUUAUCAGUAGAUGAACUGAGUAGCAGCAUGUUUGUUUCACAGAUGUAGAAGUUACCGAUAGAACACAGACUAUGUUGAAAUUCUGAAGAGUAAAAUUACGGAGUUCCAGGACUUCUCGGUGGGAAGCUGCACAUGGCCUUUCUGUAUAUAUUCCCUCCUCCCUCAUUUCUUCCUCGACCACCUCUACAGUAAGCCUGUUGCAGCCUACAUGUUAACCAAAAACUGAUCAAUGGGAAUGUCAAAAAAAAAAAAAAAAAAAAAAGAACACUAUAGAAACAAUUAACAAACAGCGCUCUGUUAUAUGAGAUAUACAAGUAGACAAUUAUAAUAGACUUUUAUAACACAUUACUUUAACACACGUAAUCAUUUUAUGACUACCAUCAUAAGUGCAUCUGCACAGUGGACUGUUGGUUUACUGUAUACUAUCGAUGGAUAAAUGUUUGUCUUGUUUUUAAAGUGUUAUCUUACUGUUUUGUUUACAUCAUAGUCUAUGGAUUUGUUUUAAAGUGUACAUCAUUAUCAAGUAUACUCAAUACCAUUUUUUUCAUUAUUGUUAUGUCUUAAGUUUUCAUAUACUGUAGUUUUCUGGGUUGGGGGGGGGAUAUUUUUGUUUUGGGGUUUUGGUUUUUUUACUAAAAAUGUUACAGUGGGAAACAGGAAUUAUGUGCUUGAAAAACACGACACAAGAAUGUUCUGUCCUUUUCUAUAGUGUGGUUGUUUUCAUCAGCUUACAUUGCUUGUUUUAAAUGGCUCCUUUUAAGAUCUGGAAUUUGCCUUCAAGGAGAGUCUCAGAUUUAUGUGUUAUGAAGGGACAGCAGGCCUGUUAGCCCAGUUCACGGGUUUUACUAAGUGAGUUGAGUCUGGCUUCCUGAAAAGAGAAACUUUGCUACGUAAUAAACAAAAAACACACUCAGUAAAAAGUUAGAUAUCAGCUGAAGGGGGAGAUUUAUUCAGAAAGCAUCAGAAAACAAGGAAUGACUCCAGUUUUGCUGUCCAUUGCAGUGCCAUUCUUAGCUCCAAAUGGCACACCGUUUUUCUUGCUAUUUAAGUAGUGCCAUUAAACAAAACCUCCCACAAAACAGAUGAGUAAGUGAUGAGACAGAUUCAGAGGGGUAAAGGAUACCCCUCCCAAUCCCCCAAGGAAACGUAGCUGUAGUCCCCUUGAAACCCAGAGACGUAGACCUGGAAUGGGUAAUUUUGAUUUAAAAUUAUGAAAAUACCCCCACACACACACUCUGCCUAGGGAAGAUGGUGCCACCCAGUUGCCCUUGUCUCCACUAAGUGCGCAGCAGAAUUCAUUGGGAAAUUUGGUGGGGGCAUUCCCUGACAUUUCAUCAGCCUACCCCCGUAAUGUACUUCACCUUUAAGUCAGAGACAUUCCCCAAGAGCAAAAACAAAUAAACAAAGAACAAGCAACAAAGACAACGACCCUUGAGUUUACCAGGCCUAGAUGGUUUUCAGAGAUUUAACUCCUUGGAUCAGUGGAUGCAUUUUGGCAUCUUUUGUUUGAUCAGGAGCGAUGAGUAAACUGAAGGAUGACCAACCCCCCACGCCCUGCCCAGCACACACUGCCAUUCUGUCCAGCUGCUGACUACGUUCACCAGAAAACAAAUCUUGGCUUGGCUAAAGCAGGGAUGCCGCUGCCACGUUCAUCCCCAGCAUAAGUCCACUGACAUCAGUGGAGUUAUGCCAGAGAUGUAUUUGGCCUAUAAGUCUCUGAAUAAUUGAAGAGUGUCAACAGCAAGUAAUUGUUCAAGGACAUGCAAGGGGGCAUUAGGAGACUUUGGACAAAAUAUCAGGAAAAAACACCGGAAAGCGAGAUCAGUUAGUACGUGGAAUAGCCUCCCAAGUGACGUAGUUUGGCACUGUGAACCGAGAUCAAUGUGGGUUGAGGACGUGUCCCCUAUAAACAGUCCUGCACUGGCAGAGGGGGUGCUCCAAACACCCUGGCUGGCCUUUGCCAUCUGUGAGGGGCUAGUUUUUCCUGUAUUAGCUGGAGAGCUGCUGCUGAAGCAGCACCGGAAUAUCCCUACCCCUCUGCUGUAAAAGGCACGAACCCAGUUCCCGAGAGGCUAACCCUGAUGUCCAAAGGCCGAGCUGCUUAUAAACACAAUGGAGUCUGGUGAUUGCUGAGGAAAGCAGAGGGGCAGUGAUAUUAUGGCGGUAACAACCGCACGUUGGAGAUAAAAUUAAUAGGUUCACUUUUUAACUUCUAACAUUAGAGGCCAGAGCCUUCCCCUCCCCUGCCCCUCCCGAGGGAAGGUGCGAUGCCCUCCAUUUUGUGCCAGGAAAAUGUGGGCAGUCUGGGCCGCUUGUUCUGUGGUGGUUUAAGGGCCUGGGCCUCUGAUGUGUGGAGCGUCUUCUGGAAGGGCACCGAUCAUUCGGAGCCUAGUGAGGUCAAUGGAGUUGAAAGCCCUCGGCAUCUCUGAGGAUCGGGCCCUUACAACCCCAAGUGCGAGUGCCACCCUGAACUCCCAUUGGCUGAGUGGUCGUCUUGUUGUGUGAUUUCUGACAUACGCAUUUUUAUCUCCUUUUUGAUUCCUCACAUUGUGUAGUAAAUGUCCCUGUCCCGUCACCUGGCCCCUUCACCUGAGCACUUACAGAUGUUUGCUAACGUUACCAAUAACAGGUGCAAGUUAUGGGUGCCUGCUAGACACAACUGGAGCGUCACUUUAUGAUCUAGCUUUGGUUCCUUCAGAAACAAGACCCCAUGUAGAGUCCAUAGUCAGUUCACAUAGGGCCUGAACCAAGGGGAAUCUUCCUGUUGACUUCAGUGGGCUUUGGAUCAGGCCCUAAGGAACAAAAUAUGGUAAUCUAUUAGCCAGCCUCACGUAUUAACCUUUGCUUGUGUCCUUACACAUUCCCCAGCUGUCAGCAUUCAAAACAUACAGUGUUGCCUGAAACUAGCAACUCUAAUAUAUAUUGGCUAUGGAAUACCUGUUCUUUUAACCACUGAGUUUCUGUUUCCCAAAAUCAUAACAUUGUUAGUGGAAAAAGUGGAUUUGAGUACUUCCUGUUGAAAUUAUUUGUGUAUCAAAAUGGGUUUUGCACAACCUGUGCCAGUGCCUCAACAAAGAACAGACCUGAUCUUCGUAAGCCAGAAAGGAUGUGUUCAAGCUUGUAUGGCUUUAUGGGUUAAAGGAGGUUGGAACAUUUUCAGUGCUAAAUGGAUUUUUGUAUAUCUUGACACUUUGAUGUAACCUCCUCUUUUAUUUAACUACUUAAACAUCUGGCAUAGAUGUGCAUAGAAUGUAAACCUAGAAUACGGCUGUUUUCAUGUCACAUUUAAAGCACUGAAAAAAAAUUAAGGAUUAUUUUUUAGUAAAGAGGUCCAAUGAGGGAUGUUCAGGGUAGAUAUAUUAGGUGCCACAACAGUUUUUAUAUUGCUGGCAGAUUUAGAGUUCACUUUUAAGUGAGUUUAAGGAAAGAAAAGCUUGAAGCACUAAAACUUCACCAAAUUCAAAACAAUCUCGGCAAAAAUGCCAUUUUGAGGUAGCACUAUUUAAACGAGUUGUGCAAUGAUUUGCUCUAAUUUUCUUUGUUCAAAAAAGAAAACCAGUCGCCAGACUAUAAAUUUCCUAAAUAGAUGCAUUCUAUUACAAAGUCACCGCGCUAGUUCGUGACUCUAAAGAAAUGUCAUAAAAGCAUGGAUUUCGUCCUUUAUUUGACAAGAGAUGUAUGUAAGUUUGUUUAAAUCAAUAUAAUUUUAGUGACAUUUUUAUAAGCUUCCCACUUUCCAUGAACCUAUAUUUUUUAUUUAUCCAAAGUUAUUUCUCUUUGUCCAUUUCUCUCAGCCUUAUGCAAACAAUAUGCAAGAAAUGCUGAAACUUGGAUAAAACGGGUCAUGCAGAGGGAAAAUGAAAGCUGAGAAUGAUCAUUUUCAUAAAAAGGUUGUUAGUAGUUUCAAUAAAAAAAAUACUGCUACUAAACUGUAACAUAAGCAGACAAUAAGAGGGAUUUAAAAUAAAGUAGAUUCAUAAAACUAUUAAAAUUAUUUUUGUUAACUUCAGUGUUUUUAGUGAUUGGAAUCUGAUUUUGCAAUCAACCGUGUUUUUUAUUUUUAAAUUUCUAGUGGAUGAUUUUUGUCUUUGUAUUUUUGCAUCACCAUGUUAGAGAAAUCGUUACCUCUCUGGCCACAUCCGCUUCGUUCCAUUCCUGAGCACUCUGAAGCACUUUUCUCUCUGCCAUAAGUGUCGUCUCGUACUGCACUCAGAGUGGUCUCAAAUGGACGGUGCUGGCUGGCUGCACUCUGCAAAACAAAACCUUUGCGCUCCCUGGGUGGCUUAUGGAACAGUCUCCGUUCCUGUGAGGUGUUCUCUCAACAUACAGUCAGCUACAAAACACAGGUUAGAGUCCAAUGAAAAUGACUUUGUUAUACUCUAGCUGCACAAACAAUAAACACAACAACGUAUAUGAAUAUGUGACUGUUGUAGAUACAUCUGGCCAGAUAAUGAGAUGCAUGUAUCUGAUCAAAUGUGUUCAUAAACUCACAUAUUCCUUCAUAAUGCAGUAGAAUAGGCUAUAGAACAUGCUAGUACACAGAAUGAUUGAGAAACUGGAGUCCUCAUUUUUUAUCCCUUGUACAUUUCACAUACAUGAAAAUUGAAAAAGGUGAAAUUUAUGAGGAAAAUCUAAUUUCCCAUUCCUGUUGAAUGGAUUUAGUGUGAUAUUGACCUGAUUUUACCAUGUGCCUGUUGAAGGCCUUAGAAUAUAUACUGUAUGUUAAUGACUGUAAUAACUUUAAAAAAAUUAGUUGAUAGCCUAAUCAAAAUGUAAAUAUAGCUACAACACAUAGUUACUAGGCAUCAACACAUUAAUUCAUGUCACAUAUUUUCAUUUCUUUACUGUUAGUUUUUAAGGUUUUCAUUAUUGCUUUUUGAUAUCUUUAGUAACGAAUGAAUUUAAUUUUGAAGGAGAAUUAGAGAAAGUUUAAGAUUUUUAAUACAUGUAUUCAACCCAUUUAGUUAUAUUCUAAACCAAUACUGAAGCAUGAUAAGGUAUAGAAUAUAGUCCAUAACUAGUUUGUAUAGUUUACAGUUUAAGAACAAAAUUAACUUUGUAUGUAACUCCUACAAUGAUAGAUUCAUUGUUAACUAAUUAUAUUAAGUUGUUGUUGCUAUGGCAACAAAACUACAACAUGGCUACCUUUGUAUACAUUAUUUGUGAAAUUUUCACAUGUAAAUUAAAAGUGAUGUGUAACAGUAUGAGCUUGUUAAAGGUACAGUUCGAUACUGUCAGAUAAAGAUAUGAUUGAAUAUUUUUAAAAUCCCAAAGUCCCAUGUGAAAGCUGAAUUUGUGUCUUUAGGUCACUUUUUCAGUCAAGAAGUUUACAACACAUGGAUUUAGAGUCAGGUUUUAUAGCUUGUAGAAAUUGUUGUGUGGCUAGGGUUAUUCCACAGUAUUUUAGGUUUUAAAACGUAACACCCAGCAUUUACAAUACAUUAACUGGUCUUUAUUUCAUUUCCUGUUGAUCAUCAUUGUGUGAAUUCAUAAGUAACCAGUUCAAGUACUGUAGUCUGACUGCAAUUAUUGUUUUUCCUGAAAUUGAAUACUCACACGAUUAUGUUAAAAUCAGGGCUAAAUAAUUAAACCUAUGAAUAUUUUAAUACUAAUUUAUAUUAGCAAAACCUGUACAUAAGAAAAAUAUUGUGGAAUGACCCCGUAACAGUGUUGAAGAUACAAAUAUGCUGCAGUUAAACUGAUUCAGUUAGUGUACGAAUGUGUGAGACACACCUUUUUUGCACUUAUGUACAUAGUCCACGAAAGAAAUCCUUGGAACUUAUUUUGAAUAUAAAAAGUCUGUAAUAAUACAGGAAAAGUUUGUAAAAGAGAUAGGUAUUACUAAGGCUUUGAAAAGGAGGAGUUUUUUGCUAUAAAACUUAUCUGAAAGCAUGAUGUUGCUUUGCUGUUGUAAAAGCUUUGUAGUUUGCCAUAGCUUACUAUACAGCAGACUGAUAACAGGUCAGCUUCAACCUGCAGCACCGAAAAUGGGAAACAGUACUUAAUUAAUUAGUACGGUCAUUAGCAAAGAUUUUAAUUGCUUUUAUAGCAGCCUACAUUUUAAAACACAUUCUAGAUCAUGGUUUUUAUAAGAAGUGGUGCUCACUAUCAAUCAUGUUGUGACCUGAAUGUCACAGGCGUUUCUGCUAGCCCCUAAUCUUCUUUCUAGCCAAUACUGGUUUUAUCUAUGAUAGAUUCGCGAAACUGAACGAUAGCCAUUCAUUGGGGAUUUUAUCCGCACGGAAUGUGGAAGCUGGGAGAGACAUUUCAAGAGCUUGCCAAGUUUUAAGGGAGCAAUAAAGUUGGGGAUUGGCCCUGCUUUGAGCAGGGGGUUGGACUAGAUGACCUCCUGAGGUCCCUUCCAACCCUGAUAUUCUAUGAUUCUAAGCAAGUGGUGGAACUUGGGUUGUUUACGAUUGUCUUGGGAUACUUGUCUGCUGCUGCUGAACUGCCUUGGCGUUUUGUUAGCGCGAGAGCCGUUGAUCCAGGGCAGUGUUCUGUCACGCCGCCUGGAUUGCUUGGUGGGGGAGGUUCCAUUGUGGCCUGGUGGGCUGGGAGGUUGGAAUGCGAAUGCUGAUCACUGCAGUGGUGUUAGCCUGUUGCAUGGGUUAAAGUAGAGGAGGGAGCAGGGAACUCAGCUUCCCCUCUGCCCCUUCCUCAGCGCCCUCUCCUCCUUGAGUGAGCAGAUUCCCCAUCCCCGGACAGGCUCCACCCCCCUCCAGGGCCAGGGAGAGAAUGGGACACGCCCUACCUGCAUCUUCUCGCUUUCCCUACUGCAAGGAAAGGUGGAUAAAUAACACCCAGAUCUGACGUUUAAAAAAAUCUCUCUUGUAGUCUCUUCAAAUGGCCUCAAAUUCUGUCAGCUGCGUCCAGCCGUUCUGGGGCGGAAUCCACCCAAACCCGCCAUGCACUUUGCUUUUGCAUUAGUGCACUUCCUCCAUGCUGGUGGAGUGUAAAUGAUGGACUGUCUGGAAGCGGGGGAGGGAAUCCCAGGGACGUGCCCGGCUCUGUGCACGGCAGGUGCACCCAUCAUUUCACUUGCCUCGCUCCAGGCCUGCUGGGGGAAAUGAGCUCGUCUUCUCCCCCUGCUCGUCCUCUGGCUGAAUCCUGUCACCAGCAAAUGGGACAGUGACGUGACCAUCAAAACCAGUGUCGCCAGCCCCUAGAGUUGGUGAGCUCCCUCGCCUCUUGCCAUCUGCUUUAGCCACCGCUUGCAGAACAGCAUCACAGCUAGUCGGCAACUCAGCACGUAAAACCCCAGUGUUCAUGCAGCGCUGCCGAGGACAAAAGGCUGUGGAUGGGCGGAAGGCUGGGUUGGGAGGUGUUUUUACUUUCACCAGUAAGGGACAGAAAUCUGAUUGGCUAGCAGAUCUUUCUAAUGGGGCCCACUCCUGCAUCUCCUGUGCUCCAGACUUCCCAUUGAUUUCCCGGGGAGCGUAGGCUGGGCAAGGAUUGUAGAACAGUGCUCUCAGCGUAACAUAUAAUAACUCGCCCUGUUAGGAACUCCCAUCAGAGCCGUAUACCGCUCUGCCCCUAGAAGUGUAUUUGUACGCCUGGCUGCUUGCCCUUCCGUGCCUUAUUGCAGCGGCAUCAUUUGCUAAAAUAAAAUGUUAAAAUACUAAUGAUGGGGGGGAAAAGAUUCAUGGUUUAAAAUAUCGUUUCCCCAUAGUAGAUGGCUGGGACCCAAAGGCAAGGGAAAGCCUGGGAUUCUUUUCCUGAUUUUUAAUUAGACCUGCAUUGUACAAUCACCAAAAGUCAACUCAAACCAAUAGCAUCGUGGAACAGAAAAUCCUGGCGGGUCUCUGAAAAGGCUGGGUUAGACCUUCACAUUGGGUUAAAUGUCCCAGAUCAGCAUUGUGUAGUAGAAGUGGCUGGUAUUUCUGAUAUUUUCCCCCCAGCCGUCAAUUUUAGCACCUGAGCCUUCAUUCCUUCCUGGGAGUUCGAAGAACUGGGUUUUGUCUCUCACUAAGGAAUGGAGGACUGCUGCAGGUGGAUGUUCACAGGCCAGCUUCGGCCAUCAGUUAGGCCCCAGUUUGGCAAAGUACUUACGGGCGUGCCUAAUUUUUGAAGUAGGUGAGUUGUCCCGGUAUCCUGGUGAAUCAGGGCCUUAGACCCAGGCAAUCCCAUUGACCUCAGUAGGGUAACAUGAGUGUAACUAAAGGUCGAAUUCAUCCUGUCGUCUUUCAAAGUGAACUAAAUGAGGGAAAACGUUUUGGAGCUGUUGGCUCUUUCAUGGGCCCCAUCAAAAUCUAGGUUUGGCUACUGUAAUGAGCUAGUUGGCACCAGUGCAUUAUUGUGUAACAAUGCAUGCCUGCAGGCCAGGGAGCGCUCUCCUUUGGUGUAAGUCUUUUUUAUAAUUAAGCGCGUUCUCCUUUGCAGGAUAAUUAAACAAAAAUACUUUGCACUAUGUGAAAUGAAUCACAGCCAGUAAAACUUUUUUUCACUAGGGUAAGAGAAGACCCUGUAAUCACAACACCACAGCUAAAAUCUUUGCUAGUGACCUUUACAGUCAUAUUCUCUAUCAUCAAAAUAAAAACUGCACAUGCCUCUCGAAUGAGAUAUUUAAACAUGCAAAAAUAACACAACUACUAAAUAAAACUAAGUUUUUAUCCAAACACACAACAGAGAGAAUUACCUGACACAGAAUUACAAGGUUCCAGUUCUUUAUUACUGUACACAAAUGCUAUUUGAUAGUGGUGGAAGCCAAAUGAUUUUGUUGCCAUGGCUUUUGUAUCCUAGCAGAUGAGGGGAUGACGUGACCAUUCUUAGAUAGGCUUGUGGGAUUUUUUUUCAAAUUAGAUUUUAUUAUUAUUUUAAAUCAUUAAAAAAACCAUCCAUUGUUAUGUCAUUUGACACUAGAUCACCCGUUAAAAAAUAAUAAUAGAGAAUUGUAUUUUAGGCAAUCACUAAAAUCAGGAAGAGAAUGUUCUCCUAAAUUUUCAAUUUUUAACUUACAUAAAUAGAACAUUAAUAUUAUUGUCCUGUAUAAAGUAGAUACGGAAGCACAUUCUUCUUUUCCUAGAUACUUCUGGUGAAACUUAAAGUAAGGGAAUCAUUAGACAGAUGUCAAUUUAAUUUAAUGAAAUAGUUUUAGAUUAAAAAAAAUACUGCUAGCCCUGUGGAAUUGUAACAAAUUAAAAUAUCAUCAGCAAAUCCCAACAGAUAAAGACUUGUGAUAUUUCAGUUCCAGAACAUAAUAUAGUUCAUUCCCUCAACUGCUAUCAACAAGGUGUACGCUUUGAAUUUAUUUUUCUUUUUGCCACAUUAUAUUGCUGUAGUGCUUGUAUGUGCUUUAGUAAUGUGCAUAAUGCUACUCAUUUUAGUAUGUUACUUCUAUAUUGUUAUUGUUUAUUUUUUGAUCUUUUAAUAAAGUGUAUAAAAUUC
Messenger RNA from Chrysemys picta bellii (western painted turtle), 10354 nucleotides. NCBI's taxonomy places the organism in Eukaryota, Metazoa, Chordata, Testudines, Emydidae. The record is from RefSeq and is a predicted model, not a curated record.